CAGCUUUGCUCAGAUUUGAGAUGAAGCAUGAGGGAUGUGUUUUUCAUCCCGUCCAGCUGCAGUCAAUAAUUUAACGGGAUAAAUCGCGCUUAGCAUCGGUGCCUUUGCUUUAUCUGAUUUAUCGUUUCAGGAUUAUUCUUGGUUUAUAGCGUUGUAAGCGCGUACAUUUGGACAGUCUGCGAUGUCCGCAUCCGAGCGAGCUGCAGCACCUUGUUUAGGCGAUUAGGCAGAAAUUCUCUAGGGACCUUUCGUGUUUUUAUACCCAUCCGUUUGCAAAAAAAAAUAUAUAUAGGAACAUCGAAAUUAUAUUGGAAUUGGACGCUGUGCCAUUAGUGGUUCAGAUCACACCGCGUAAAUUGUGAUGCUUAUCAUCCGCAACGAAUGAUGAUGUGGACAGAUAGGAGGAAAAUAACAUAGGAAGGUGGCGGAAAAUGUCCAGUCCAGCGGGAACAAAGCACCUGCGAACCUGGUCCUGAAUGCAGUGGAGAGAGACACCUAACCGGGUGUCACCGCCAGCCCUGGAUGCUGCGCCGAAGAAUAGGAUACGCCGACCCGUCGUCGGGUAAAGAUAUACUCGGCAAUAGGUCUCUUUGUUUCAUAUUUAUUUGCGCAUUUGGACUCGUCACACUUUUGCAACAGAUUCUCUAUGGAAAAAAUUACAUUAAGAGUGCGCAACAGUUUAGCCGACUCAAAGGGGACGAGACAGGAAAUUGGACGGGUCCCGUCAAUUUCUCGGAUGACGGAUCCUUGAAGCCGGCCAGAAAUGGAAGGAAAAGAUGUUUCCGUCAGAAUUUUCAGCCAGAUUCACAGAUCUCCGUAAUAGUCACACCCUGCCUAGCCGAUAUUAAGAAGAAAAAAAAACGCGCUCAAAGGUAUCUGGAAAACUAUGAUGGCUCUUUUGACUACAACUCCACAACAUGCAGGGAGCUCAGGCAGGAGAUUAUGGACGUCAAAGUCCUGACAAUAAACAUGGUUAAUCGGAAAAAACAUGGACAAGGGUAUCGUUCCUCAUACCACAAGUCUCUCUGCCUGUCUGCCAGGGUGAAAACCUCAGACCUGUUUGAGAGAUGGCGAAACCUGCAGGUGUGUAAGUGGGAGCAGAACAAGGAGGAGAGCAGCAACUUCAAGAUGUCUCUGUCUCGAUGCUGCAAUGCUCCUUCCUUUCUGUUCACCACCAAGAGGAAUACGCCUGCAGGGACCAAGCUGAGGUACGAGGUGGACACCAGUGGUAUCCUUCCCAUCACCACCGAGGUCUUUAAGAUGUUCCCAGAUGACAUGCCGUACUCCAAACUGCAGUACAAGAAAUGUGCUGUCAUUGGAAACGGCGGCAUCAUCAAGAACAGCAAAUGUGGGAAGGAAAUUGACUCGGCAGAUUUCGUUUUCAGAUGCAACAUACCGCCUAUUAAUGAGAAGUACUCAGCAGACGUGGGAACUAAAACAGAUCUGGUGACAAUAAACCCAAGCAUCAUUACUGAGAGAUUCCAGAAGCUAGAGAAGUGGCGGCGGCCGUUUUACGAAGUCCUGCAGAACUACGAGAACUCCUCAGUGGUGCUACCCGCCUUCUACAACACCCGCAACACCGACGUAUCUUUCAGAGUCAAGUACAUGCUGGACGACUUCGACUCCCAGAGAGGCGUGUUCUUCUUCCACCCGCAGUACCUGCUGAACGUGCAGCGUUUCUGGGCGGUGCAGGGCGUCCGGGCCAAGCGGCUCAGCAGCGGCCUGAUGCUGGUGACGGCCGCCUUAGAGAUGUGCGAGGAGGUCCACCUCUACGGCUUCUGGGCGUUUCCCAUGAACCCCUCUGGCGUCUUCAUCACUCACCACUACUACGACAACAUCAAGCCACGGCCCGGCUUUCACGCAAUGCCCCAUGAAAUUUUCAACUUCAUCCACAUGCACUCGCGGGGUAUCCUUAACGUCCACACGGGGCAGUGCACGUGAUUCCUCAAUCCUCUGCUUUAAAGUGUGAGCUCCAAAUUUUCUUUUAAUUUUUUUUUUUUUAAGCACCAGUUUUAUUUCAGUUUGCCAUUUCUUCCCUAGUUACACGGAAAGUUAGCUUUAGUAGCACACAUUUGUUGCUGUUAUUAAUUCAACGACAUUGCUUUCCGACAUGUACCUUAAGUUCGUUACCAAUCAAAUUGCUAUGGUUAUGUCUGACCGUAGGAUGCUUGUUUUUAAUGUGAAAAGUGGUCUUCAUAGUGAUGUUGUUUCCGUGAAGUUUUCUAGUGGCUCUGCUGUACAGAGGUGUUGUUUUCUACUCAGUCGCACAGAUAUCUAGGCUGAAACGGGGCUGCAGUGGGUGUCUUUGUGCCCCCUCACUCCUCCUCUCUUCUUCUUCCUUUAUAUCUCAAACACUCUGUGGGUGUGGCAGCUUUUAAUAGUUGUGAAAAAACAAAGCCUGAACCUUGAAUAUUAAGCAAACACUUAAAAGACAACACGAAAAAAAAAAGGAUAAAAUUGUAACAACCAAUUAUCUACUUUUGUAAUCUACUGUAUUUCCUAUUCACUGGAUUUAUUGGGUGAGAAGAAAAAAAAAAUGAAAUGGCCAGUUUUCAACGGCCUACUUUCUCCCAUUUAAAAAUGAUCCUUUUUGGUGAAGAAUUUUCUUUUUCUGCUUGUCAUGAUUUUGGACAAAAGCCUGAUAAAUAUUUUACAAUGACCCAGUCUCAAACAAAACUUCCAAGCUCAUCCAAUUUGUACAGCAACACAGCACUGUUGAGCAACUCAGUCUCUCACUGUCAUUCAUGUCUUAAGCCAUAUUGCCUUAUGAGGUAUCAAACUCCUCUGUAUGAUAUGCAAUGCACCCAUGUGUUUUGCUUAUCUACAAGUACAUUAACAUCAAACUAACAAUCUUGGUUUGUCUCUUGAAUUAAAGGAUGUUUAACACUUGCUAAGGUAUAGAAAUUAAUGUGCAGUUCUCAGCUUGUAUUCUAUUGGACUUACUCCCUGUAAACUCCAUGCAUAACUAUGUAAUGCUCUGCAUGACUUUAAUCUAUACUUGGCUUUGUGUGUGCCUGCUUCAAUGAUCACUGAAAUAUGUUUACACGUAAGCCUCUACCGCGACCUCUAGAUCGCGGCGCUUUUGAAGAUGUACACACGAACCUUUUCACGGAAAGAUAAAUGUAUAAUGUGGCUCUCAUUGAUUAUGGAUGCAAGAAUGAAGAUGGUUGCUGCCCCCUGUGUGAGAUGCUACGACACAUUUGUUACUUCUGUUUUAUUUCACCUUCGACGUUGAGCUGUGAACGUUCAGUUUGCACUCGUGACAGCAUCGUGCAUUAAAUUUCACUGGAAAAGCUGUUGAUUUAGUUUUGUACAAUGCAAACUUUUUUAAGACACUGUAAAUGAAUUUAGCCACUGCUAUGUUUGCGCUCUGCCGCACACUUUCCCAAUAUUUUAUUUUGUACUUGAAGGAUGUGUUGCUAUGAAUCUGUUGUUUCUGUCAUCAUCUAUUAGUUCAGCAAAUGUGUACACCAAAAAUGUUUGACCUAACCACUAAAUUAGAAAGUAAAAGUUGUACAGUCACAGUUGACAGUGGAAAUGGAGGGGAACUGGUCCGUGUAGUGAACGAAGUAACACUGUAUAAAACACAGUGUUUCUUAACUGACUCUGGAUCAUUCUUUUUACUGGUACUGUGUUUGUAAAUAAACUUAUUUGGAUUUUC
Mugil cephalus (flathead mullet) is the source of this 3661-nucleotide messenger RNA. RefSeq names its product ST8 alpha-N-acetyl-neuraminide alpha-2,8-sialyltransferase 5 (gene st8sia5). Bases 523 to 1941 code for a protein of 472 amino acids. Gene Ontology annotation, biological process: oligosaccharide metabolic process; N-glycan processing. Gene Ontology annotation, molecular function: alpha-N-acetylneuraminate alpha-2,8-sialyltransferase activity. Lineage: Eukaryota; Metazoa; Chordata; Actinopteri; Mugiliformes; Mugilidae. The transcript is spliced from 9 exons. The record is from RefSeq and is a predicted model, not a curated record.